UCCUGGCGAUUUCAUUGUCACUGAAAUUGAUAAAAAUGGAGAACUAGUAACAAUAAACAAAGACUGUCCUAUACUGGAUCCACCCGUUGACAACCAAACUUCAAACGAACAAGUGUCUCCUGAGCCUCCCCCUCCUCCAGUAGAAGAAGAUACUGAUGAUGAAGAAGAUGACGAUGAUUUUAAUCCACUGGCAGAGAAGCAGAUGUUAGAGUUAAGUGAUCUGUCAAGAAAGUUUGAGGAGAUGUCUGAUGCUCAGUCUUCAAUUUUAUUUGAAACAGUUGACUUAGGUUGUUAUGAUAGCAAGAAGGUUCGUUCUCGUAUACACAAAUCAGUUAAAGAUAAUUUUCCUUUACUAAUAACACGGACUAUACACAAUGAUGAA
This is a messenger RNA of Amphimedon queenslandica, 382 nucleotides long. RefSeq names its product pseudouridylate synthase 7 homolog-like protein. The record is from RefSeq and is a predicted model, not a curated record. Lineage: Eukaryota; Metazoa; Porifera; Demospongiae; Haplosclerida; Niphatidae. The transcript is spliced from 2 exons. The annotation marks the transcript as partial.